Molecule: messenger RNA, 1365 nt
Organism: Durio zibethinus
Lineage: Eukaryota; Viridiplantae; Streptophyta; Magnoliopsida; Malvales; Malvaceae
Source: RefSeq, a predicted model, not a curated record
CUCAGUUGUUUCUGAUCUCUUCAUGAUUUGCCUUAUCCCCACGCCUAACCUUAUGGGAAAAAUUGGCUUCCUCUUCCCUCUUAUGGUUCUGCUCCUAUUGCCUCCCUUUGGGGCUACUUUAUCUGCCGGUUCACCCAACAUCAGCACUGACCAAUUGGCUCUUCUUGUACUAAAAUCCCAUGUCACUUACGACCCUCGAAACUUCUUGGCAUCCAACUGGUCUACUUCUGCCUCUGUUUGCAAUUGGAUUGGGGUCACUUGCGGAUCAAGACACCAGAGAGUCACUGCUCUGAAUUUUUCAGCAAUGAGUCUUACAGGCACCAUUCCACCUCACUUGGGAAAUCUUUCUUUCCUAGCUUGGCUCGACAUUCACAAUAAUAGUUUCCAAGGCUCGUUACCCAUUGAGUUAGCUAAUUUGCGUAGGUUGAAAUAUUUGAACUUUGCUAACAAUAGCUUCAGUGGGGAAUUCCCGUCAUGGUUUGGUUCCUUCACUCAACUUCAGUCGUUGUAUUUGGAUGGCAACAACUUCACAGGCGUUAUCCCAUCUACUCUGGGCAAUUUGUCAAAACUAGAAAUAUUGAUCUUGGAUUACAAUAAUUUGAAAGGGCCGAUACCUGCAGCAGUUGGAAAUCUUUCAAACUUGAAAUGGUUAAUUUUGGAUGAGAAUUACCUUUCAGGUUGCAAUUGGAUACCUUUCUCAAUUUUUAAUGUCUUUAUUCAUUGUAGAAUGUUGAUUUUAGAACUAAUAAUUUCAUUACAGGUCAUCUACGGUCGGGAAUAUUUGAUCACCUUCCUAAAUUACGAGUACUAAGUUUGACAUGGAACCAGAUCUCCGGUGGAAUUCCUAAUAGUUUAUUCAAAUGCAAAGAAUUGGUGUAUUUAUCUUUCCAUAACAAUACUUUGGAGGGAAGUUUGCCCACAGAGAUCGGAAAUUUGACUAUGCUCAACCAAUUGUAUCUCUACAGGAACAACCUCGAAGGCUUCAUUCCUUCCUCAAUCUUCAAUCUGUCUUCGUUGCAAGUAAUUUCAUUAGGAUUAAACAAGCUCUCCGGUCAUCUCUCGCCAGAUAUUUUUGAUCACCUUCCCCGAUUACUAUUUCUUGAUUUGAUUUGGAGUCAACUUUCUGGAAGAAUUCCAACAAGUUUAUUCAAGUGCAAAGAAUUAGAAUAUCUAUACUUGUCUGGUAAUCAAUUGGUGGGGAAUAUGCCUUCAGAAAUUGGGAAUUUUACUUGGCUUAAACAUUUGGGCCUCGACCAGAACAAAUUUGAAGGUAAGCUCAAGGUAUAUUUUGGUGUGCCUAAGAUAUAUAGUGAACAUCACAUAAGAUUAUAUAUGUGAUUAACUGAAAAUUUAUAUUCAUUAAUA